AUGAUGGAGGACAACAACAUGCAUGUGGGCAAGGUACCCGGAAUGGAGUGGUCAGAUUCAUCAUCCGGGGCGUCCGACGACCAACAACAUGACCAGCAAGAGCAGCCAGUUAUUCAUGCCCCAGUCCCGAUACGACCACGAUUGCCGAGCCGAAAGAGCAGUGGAACUAUGAUCGUACCGCGCGACUCUAUUGAGGUUGGCCCGGUCGAGAUGGCGCUUGGGCCUGACGACGUGAGGGCCAUGAGUCCAAGGAGAACGAGCCAGGACCUUGAAAUGUUGAGCAAGGAGGCAAGGGAAGAGUUGCAAAGGCACGCAAAGGCACUUCAGGACUCGCUGUUGGCCCUCUUCCACCGCAUCGAGGCCGUCAAAGAGGAACACAACAAGCUCGACAACAACAACAAGUUCCUACAAAAGUAUAUUGGUGAUCUUAUGAGCACCAGCAAGAUCACAGCACCCAGCAGCCGACAAAAGAAAUGA
Molecule: messenger RNA, 477 nt
Organism: Sordaria macrospora k-hell
Lineage: Eukaryota; Fungi; Ascomycota; Sordariomycetes; Sordariales; Sordariaceae
Cellular component (GO): trans-Golgi network
Source: RefSeq, a predicted model, not a curated record